Messenger RNA from Prunus mume (Japanese apricot), 1247 nucleotides. RefSeq names its product Ribosomal protein S5 family protein. Gene Ontology annotation, cellular component: ribosome; mitochondrial small ribosomal subunit. Lineage: Eukaryota; Viridiplantae; Streptophyta; Magnoliopsida; Rosales; Rosaceae. Gene Ontology annotation, biological process: translation. Gene Ontology annotation, molecular function: structural constituent of ribosome; RNA binding. The record is from RefSeq and is a predicted model, not a curated record.
CAUAUACAUCUCACCGUCGUCUUGGCGAUGAGGUGAUGACUCAUCCUCCAUCCUCCAAGCUGUGGCCUUUAGAGAUAAGCUUCUCUGAAACCCAAUCAUACUCUCACAGUUCCACCAUGGCAAUGUCCACAAGCUCUUCAUCUCUCUCUUCUCUCUCCUCUCUCUCUCUCCACACCUCUCCACGCCUCUCUCUGUCCCCUUUCACAGCUGCCACCACCUCCAUAACCAAACCCAAAAGACCCAUUUCUCUUUUCCUCUCUUCCACCUCCUCGUCACGACCCACCACUGUUAUCUUCAAUGCCGCAGCAGCUGACGUCGAGACCUCCUUCUUCGACAACGAAGACCCCGAAUUCGACGGAGUCUUCGAGCCCCCUGAGGUCCCAGAAGGCUUCGUCCCCCCACCUUCCUUCGACGACGAGUCGUCUGAGACCGAGGACGAGAUCGCCGCAGCUUACGAGGAGCUGUACGGUCCAGCCUACAGUGGCAUGAGUGUUCUGGGCAAUGACAUCUACGUAAUGGACUCUAACGUAAAAAAGACAGGUGCUUUUGGGAAAUUGAAGAAGGAGAAGAUCAGAGAUGGGUUUGAGGAGAGGGUGGUUCAGGUGAGGAGGGUCACCAAGGUGGUUAAAGGAGGCAAGCAGUUGCAUUUCAGAGCUAUUGUGGUGGUCGGUGACAAGCAGGGCCAAGUGGGUGUUGGUGUUGGCAAAGCCAAGGAGGUUAUUGGUGCGGUUCAAAAGUCUGCUGUGAAUGCUAGAAGGAACAUUAUCAGUGUGCCCAUGACCAAGUACCUCACUUUUCCUCAUAGAUCUGAGGGAGAUUAUGGAGCAGCCAAGGUAAUGCUUAGACCUGCGUCUCCUGGUACUGGAGUUAUUGCUGGAGGUUCUGUUAGAAUCGUGCUCGAAAUGGCAGGGGUAGAAAAUGCUCUAGGAAAGCAACUGGGAAGCAAGAAUGCUCUGAACAAUGCCAGAGCGACUGUAGUUGGUAUCCAGAAAAUGCGGCAGUUUAGUGAUGUGGCUCGGGAACGUGGUAUCCCCAUGGAAGAGCUAUGGAAAUGAAUCAAGUGAUAGAAUAGAAACUAGCAAAAGCAGUUCUGCAUUGUAGAUUGAUUUAAUACAUCUAAAUUCUUGUAGUGCAGGCUUCUCCUUUUAGAUUUGUUUUCCAUCACAAGCUUUUGAUUUAUCUAAAACCCGGCAUAGCCGUAACAUGUUUCCUGGGUUUGAUUAAGAAAAUCCCAUUCAGCUUGAUAU